AUGGCGAUUUUGUUCUUCCAGAACUUGAUGCUCGAAUUCGCACCUGAAGCAAUGUCGUCUACUCCGCAGGAACAAGAAAAAACCCUCAUCGUGAGGGAAUCACCCCCGAAGCUCUUGGCCAUGCUCCACGCCACUCUCAGAACGGUUUCCAACUCCAGCAACAUGGAUUCCUCAGCCGUCAUUGACAGCCUUAAGAAGCACAUGGACCUCGGCCGAUAA
Sphenostylis stenocarpa is the source of this 219-nucleotide messenger RNA. Lineage: Eukaryota; Viridiplantae; Streptophyta; Magnoliopsida; Fabales; Fabaceae. The record is from the annotation of a GenBank genome assembly.